AUGCCUACUAAUCAUUCUAAAACUGACGUAUUAAUCAUUGGUGCUGGUCCAGCAGGAUUAAUGUGUGCUACAUGGUUAUCAAGAUGUGGUAUUCCAUUUAGAAUCAUUGAUAAACGAUCCAAUGAAAUUUUCACUGGUCAAGCUGAUGGAUUACAAUGUCGAUCAUUAGAAAUUUUCCAAUCAUUUUCCGAACUGAGUUUUGAUUUUGCUACAUUAAAUCAAAGUUGGAAAAUGGCUAAUCAUAUGAUUGAAAUGUGUUUUUGGUCACCUAAUGGUAAUGGACAAUUAGAAAGAAAUUCUCGAGUUGCUGAUACAAUCCCUGGAAUUUCAAGAUUUACUCAAUCAGUGAUUCAUCAAGGAAAUAUUGAAAAAUGGUUUGUUGAUUCUAUUGAUUAUUUCUCUAAUGGACAAGUCAAAAUUGAAAGACCAUUGUUGCCAAUUUCAAUAAAUGUUAAUGAAAAGGGUACAAAAGAUGAUCAAUAUCCUGUUGAAGUGAAAGUUGUCAAGUUAUCUUCAGAAGAAUCUAAACCAGAACAGUUUGGUAGUGAAAAAGUUGCUAAUGGACUCUAUCGUCAAUUCGAUGGUGAUCAAGAUAAAUCCUAUAAAGAAAAAUCUACAACCACAAAAGAAGAUGAAGAAGAAGAAGAAGAAGAAGAUUGUGAAAUCAUUCAUACAAAAUAUGUUGUUGGUUGUGAUGGAGCUCAUAGUUGGGUUAGAAAACAAUUAGAUAUUGAUAUGGAAGGUGAACAAACUGAUUUUGUUUGGGGGGUUUUAGAUAUGGUCCCUAUUACUAAUUUCCCUGACAUUAGAAAUCGUUGUGCUAUUCAUCUGAAAGAUUCGGGUUCUGUCAUGGUUAUCCCCCGUGAAAAUGAUUUAGUCCGAUUCUAUAUUCAAUUGAAAGAAGUAGAAAGAGAUCCAGCUACUAAAACUGAUAAUAAACAAUUCAAUGGUAAUGUUGAUGAUACGAAAGCUAAAACAAAAGGUAGAAUUGAUCGUUCAAAAAUCACUCCCGAAUUAAUUCUUAAACAAGCUCAAAAAAUUUUCGAACCUUAUACUCUUGAAAUGACUGAUUUGAGUUGGUAUACUGGUUAUCAAAUUGGACAAAGAGUUAGUCCUCAAUUUUCAAAAUUUAAUAAUCGAGUAUUUAUUGCUGGUGAUGCAUGUCAUACCCAUUCCCCUAAAGCAGGUCAAGGAAUGAACGUUUCCAUGCAAGAUACAUAUAAUCUUGGAUUCAAAUUAGCUUUGGUAUGUAAAGGAUUGGCUAAACCAGAAAUAUUAUCUACUUAUGAACUGGAAAGAUUGAAAGUUGCUCGUGAUUUGAUUGCCUUUGAUCAUAAAUUAUCUCGAUUGUUUAGUGGUAAACCAAUGAUCCCUAAUUCUGAUAUAUUAGAUGGUGUUGAUAUGGAUGAAUUUCAUCAGGUAUAUCUUGAAGGGAAUAAAUUUGCUUCAGGUACUAUUGUUGAUUAUCAAAACUCAUUAUUGAUUAAUAAACUGGGUGAUGGUGGUGACACUAAUGAUGAUGAUGAUGAUGAUGACGAUAAUGAUUGUUUGAUAAUGAAUAAAUUGGCAACCAAAAUUCCUAUUGGUCGAAGAUUAUAUAGUGUCAAAAUGAUUAGUCAAGCUGAUGGUAAACCAAUUCAUAUUGCUGAUCGCCUUUCAUCUGAUGGUAGAUUUAGAGUAUUAGUUUUCCCUGGAGAUAUCAAAUAUAAUCCUGAACAAUUGCAAACAUUACAUUCAUUCCAAGAUUUAUUAGAUGAAUCAAAUUUUUUCCUUAAAAAAUUCACUCCAAUCAAUGCUUUCCAAGAUUCAGUUAUUGAUAUUAUUACCAUUCAUAAUAAUAAUCGUCAUGAUGUUGAAAUUUUUGAUUUCCCUGAUUUCACUCAUCCAUUAGAUUAUAAACAUCGUUGUGAUUAUUGGAAAUUAUAUUCUGGGAAAGGGGAAACUUAUCAUGAAGGUACAUUCAAUAUGUAUGAAGAUUAUGGUAUUGAUGGUAAACGUGGAGUAAUUCUUGUUAUUCGACCAGAUUCUCAUGUGGCCAAAGUGGUUCCAUUUUCAAUUGAUGGAUUAAAACAAGUUGAUGAAUAUUUCAAUAAAUUUAUGAUUAGUCAAACUAAUAAUGUUUUACCAUCUAAACCAAUUGAUUAUGAUGAUUCCAAAAGAUUUAUUCAACCAAGAUUGGCUGUAUGA
Molecule: messenger RNA, 2187 nt
Organism: Candida dubliniensis CD36
Lineage: Eukaryota; Fungi; Ascomycota; Pichiomycetes; Serinales; Debaryomycetaceae
Exons: 1
Coding region: 1-2187 (728 amino acids)
Molecular function (GO): FAD binding
Source: RefSeq, a predicted model, not a curated record